Messenger RNA from Exophiala aquamarina CBS 119918, 2970 nucleotides. RefSeq names its product ULK/ULK protein kinase. The transcript is spliced from 3 exons. Gene Ontology annotation, cellular component: cytoplasm; autophagosome. Bases 1 to 2970 code for a protein of 989 amino acids. NCBI's taxonomy places the organism in Eukaryota, Fungi, Ascomycota, Eurotiomycetes, Chaetothyriales, Herpotrichiellaceae. Gene Ontology annotation, molecular function: ATP binding; protein serine/threonine kinase activity. The record is from RefSeq and is a predicted model, not a curated record. Gene Ontology annotation, biological process: autophagy; protein autophosphorylation; autophagosome organization.
AUGGCCACAACCAACCCUAAGGCCUCUGCUCCUAGGAGGUCAAAGGAUUCCGACAAGAUAGGGAGUUUCCAACGACAGGAGGAAAUAGGACGGGGCAGUUUUGCAACUGUCUACAAGGCCCUACAUAUCUCACAAGCUGGUGUCCAAAGCAUUGUAGCCAUCAAAUCUGUCAACCUAGCCAAGUUGAACAAGAAGUUGAAAGACAACCUGACGUCGGAGAUCUCCAUUCUCAAAGGCCUGCACCAUCCUCACAUUGUUGCUCUGAUCGACUGUAAAGAAUCCAGUUCACACAUUCAUCUGGUAAUGGAAUAUGUCGCUCUCGGUGACCUCUCAUAUUUUAUCAAAAAGCGUGAUACGAUCAAGAAUAGCGAAAUGGUGGGGAAUAUGAUGGUCAAAUAUCCAAACCCUCGAGCUGGCGGACUUCAUGAAGUGGUCGUUCGACAUUUCUUACAACAACUCGCAAGCGCUCUACAAUUCCUCCGAGCCAGGAAUCUCAUUCACCGCGACGUCAAACCUCAGAAUCUUCUCCUCAACCCAUCACUUGCCUAUUUUGAGACUCAUAAACCUCAGCCCAUGCCCUACCUGACGGCUGAGAACUGCUUGGAACCUGUCUGUGGCAUCAAAUCUCUCCCCAUGCUCAAGAUUGCGGAUUUCGGCUUUGCACGGUCUCUGCCAUCCACUGCACUCGCCGAAACGCUUUGUGGCUCUCCCUUGUAUAUGGCCCCUGAGAUCUUGCGGUACGAAAAGUAUGAUGCAAAAGCGGAUCUUUGGUCGGUGGGAACUGUCCUCUACGAAAUGAUAACCUCCAAACCUCCGUUUCGUGCCUCCAAUCAUGUGGAACUGCUUAGACGUAUCGAAAAGGGGGAUGAUAAGAUCAAAUUUGGAGAUGACACCAUCGUAUCUGAGGAGAUGAAGAAGCUCAUCCGGUCAUUAUUAAAGCGGGAUCCUAAGGAGAGACUGUCUUUUCCGGAUUUCUUCAGCAAUGGAAUCGUCACCGGCGAGAUCCCGGGCCUCCAUCCGGAGGAUAUGCCUGAGGAAACGAAAGAACCCCAGCAGUUGGAGCCAGACCGCCGCCAUAACAGCAGAACAGAUCCUACAGGAGUAAUCAGACCCAGAUCAAUUAAGGACCCAGAAAGUCCAUACUCUGAUCCUACCAAGACAGCCUCGGACGACAAUUUACAACGAAGAUAUUCCAUCAAUCGCCGAUUAUCAAUUGCUCGCGACCAACAAAUCCAUCAGAGACGGCCUUCAGAUGAGCGCAAUACGGUGUUGGAUCAACCGACCAGCCCGGUGGCACCCCGGCCUGCUUUGCAUCCACAUGCCACGGCGCCUAACCGGCAGGAAUUGAUGCAUCGGCCAAGCUCAACUCCAAUGGCACGGCAAGGCAGCGGAGGCUCGCAUAAGUUACCGCCCUCAUCGUUGCGUGGCCAGGUCUACGAUGAAGAACAAGAAGCUGCACGCAUCCGCAAACGCCAGCAGGAGAAAGAACGGGAACGAGCAGCUCAAGAUAUAGCCUUCGAACGUGACUAUGUGUUGGUGGAGAAGAAAGCUGUUGAGGUCAAUGCUCUGGCGGAUGAACUCGAUGCUAGCCCUCGACUAGACCGAAAUUCGUCGCAGAGUGCCAUCUCCCCUAAGUCUGGGGCGAUGGUUCGCAGGGCUACAACCCAGGGUCAUCCGGUUUCCACGACAGGUGCCCAAACAAGCGCCUCUCGAGCUGUUCAAAUUGCAUCUGGUAGACGUCCGGAUGCCAUUCACGCUCGGCAAAAUUCUUACGAGCGACGUUAUGGUCCGAGUCCAAGCUCAGCAACUUCAGCUAUCUCAAAAGCCCUGAACAUGGCGAGCGGUCGGUUAUUUGGCGUUGGAUUUUCUCCGCCGGUUAACCUCAUGCGUGGUGGCAGGUCUCCGCCAGUCAACUACAACCCUUUUCCUGCGUAUCCAGGUGCACAGAGCAGUUUGGUGGUCAUCGGCGAUACGACAAAGCCUCAAGCAACGGACGAGGACACUAAGUACGUUCAGACCGUUGAGGAGGUUGCCACUAGAAGUGACGUUGUGUACGGCUUUGCAGAAGUCAAGUACAAGCAGCUCACUCCCGCAGCCCCAUCACAUCCCGGACUUGGAUUGCGCAAUGCCUCCGGUGAGAACGCACCUGACAGUCCUCUAGGUCCAGCAAAUGAAGACCUGACCGUUGAGGCGACUGUCAUUGUAGCAGAGGAGGCCUUGGUGUUGUAUGUCAAAGCACUAGCGCUACUAGCCAAAGCCAUGGAUAUUGCUGCGCGUUGGUGGAACCGCAAGAAUCGAGGUGAAAUUGCUGAUGAGAAAAAUUAUCGAUCCGGCGCGGGUCCUGUUGGCCAAAGAAUGAACAACGUUGUCCAAUGGACUCGCAACCGAUUUAAUGAAGUUUUGGAAAAGGCAGAGCUUGUCCGAAUGAAAUUGAUCGACAGUCAGCGUCGUCUACCCGAAGAUCAUCCCAGUCAUCCCAACAACAUUUCCACCACAACCGCAUCCAGCGCUGGUCUCGGAACGUCUGCGGAACAAGUUGUGGUCAGUUCUGGAAUCACGGCCGAAAAGCUCAUGUACGACCGGGCUUUGGAGAUGAGUCGAGCUGCAGCGAUCAAUGAACUGACUAAUGAGGAUCUGGCUGGCUGUGAAAUAUCUUAUGUUACCGCUAUUCGGAUGCUUGAAGCAAUCUUGGAGAGUGAGGACGAAAACAUCUCGAGGCAGGGUAGUGGCACGAGUGAUCUGGACGAGAAGGAUGACCUGUCUCCAAUUAAUGGCUUGGAGGCGGAAGACAGGCACACUUUAAAGAAUUUGGUUACCAGCAUUCGGGGCAGGUUAUCGGUCAUUCGAAGGAAGCUUCAAAUGAUCCAGAAGCGUGCGUCAGCACCAGCUAUGGCCUCACCCAGCAGAGCAUCGCCACCUAUUCCGCAUCGUGGGAGCAAUGCUCCAGCUGUGACGCCUCCUCGUUCAUGA